Molecule: messenger RNA, 3747 nt
Organism: Anoplopoma fimbria (sablefish)
Lineage: Eukaryota; Metazoa; Chordata; Actinopteri; Perciformes; Anoplopomatidae
Gene: srcin1b
Product: SRC kinase signaling inhibitor 1b
Biological process (GO): regulation of dendritic spine morphogenesis
Cellular component (GO): postsynaptic density; cytoplasm; actin cytoskeleton
Source: RefSeq, a predicted model, not a curated record
AUGAUCUCUGCCGGCGAUGCCGAGUUCCCACGGGAUUACCACACGCUGGCCGGCGGCGGCCGCGGGGCCCGGCGGUUCCCGGACAACACCAACGGGGGGUUCACGUCGUCCUCGCUGGACCGCCGCCACAACUCGGUGGCUGCCAAGAGCCUGGAGGCCCUGAACAGCAUCCACAAGGCGGACAUCGAACGCCAGCGAGACGCCCUCAUGGAUCUCCAGAAGAACAAGUUCUCCAACAGCCCCGGCAGCCUAUCGCAGGGCGCCGCCGCCGGACGACAGCAACAACCAAACUACUGGAGCUUCAAGACUCGAACACCACGCGUGACACGACUCAGCCCGACACAGCCGGCUCUUGCCGACCAGGCCAGCAGGGUUUCCUUCGCGUCAGCAGAAAACCUGGAGACCAUGUCUGAGCCCGACAUGCCCAUCGGCUUCAACCGGAUGAACCGGCUCCGCCAGAGCCUGCCGCUGGCCCGCUCGUCCAGCCAGGCGAAGCUGCGGGCGCCAGGGAUCUUGUUCCUCCAGCUUGGGGAGGAGACUCGCAGGGUUCACCUGACCCACGAGCUGACCAGCCUGGAUACUCUGAGGGCGCUCAUCGUGCACAUGUUCCCCCAGAGGCUCACCAUGGCCAUGCUCAGGUCUCCAAACACAGCUCUGCUGAUCAAAGACGAGACCCGUAACGUCUUCUACGAGCUGGAGGACCCGCGGGACGUUCAGGACCGCUGCGUAAUUAAGAUUUACUGCAAAGAGCCCAUCUACGGCACCUACCCUGGACACCAACACCCACACCUGGCCAACGGAGACCUGAGGAGGGAGAUGGUUUACGCCCCUCAGGACUCUCCACCAAACCGCCGCCUCAGCAACCCCCACAUGUCUUCCCAGCACUCGUCUUCCUCCGCCUCCCCUCAGGGCUCGCCGUCCCGCGCCCGCCUCCUCUACAGCGGAGGCAGGCCCUCCUCCUACGCCGGGCCGCCCCACCACACCCACUCUCUUCCUCACCCCCACCCGCACCCUCACGCCCAGGCCCACCACUCCUCCCCCCACCAGCAGCAGCAGCAGCAGCAUCAGCAGCAGCAGCAGCAGCAGCAGCAGCAUCAGCAGCAGCAGCAGCUCCUCCACCAGCCGCAUCACGCCCAGCAGGCCUUCUGCGCCUCCUCCAGCGCCAUCCUGGAGCGCAGGGACGUGAAGCCCGACGAUGGUGGGGGGUCCAGGAGCAUGGUGCUGCUGAGGGGGACGAGUGGGAUCUACGCGGACCCCUACUCUCUGGGUCCAGACCCAAGUCGGCUGAGUCUGGCAGGAGGUCCUCACUCGCCUCUACCAGCCAGAGCCGACCCCUACGGCUCCUUAUAUCGCCGAGGAGGAGGAGGAGGAGGUGGUGCUGGAUCAAUGCGGUCACUCACCUCCUAUACAGCGGCCGCUCUACAAGGAGAGCUGAUGGAAAGCGGUGCCCUCUACAGACCAGGAGGGCCGCUCUACAACGACGCCUACGCCGCCUCCAUGUUGGCCAUGGGGCUGCGGGUUCCUCCUCCCUCCUCCCCGCAGAAGAUCCCCGACAUGAGGGAGUCCUACGGGGGCACCAUGCCCGGCAGGGGCUCCCCGGGGAGGCAGAGUUUGAGAAGGGACUCAGUGAGCUCCUCUGUGUUCGGGGACAGUCCCAAAGCCCGGGGCCAGACCUCCGGGUUGGGUCUCACCUCGGAGCAGCUCUGCUUGAUGGCCGGUCCUGGAGGAGGGGGCGGCGGCGGGGGCUUCGGGUCGCCUAUGAUGGGAAAUGAAACCGAGACCAGGGAGCGUAUGGAGGCCAUGGAGAAGCAGAUAGCCAGUCUGACGGGGCUACUGCAGAGAGUACUGAGCCGAGCGCCUGAGGCAGAAAGCCCGGAGAAGAUGGAGUCGGCCAGUGACUGUUCGGGAACUGACAUUCUUACUCCGUCCGCUCCUUUGGCCCUGAUGCCUCCUCCACCCUCGGGGAACCACCAGCCCGUCACUGUGUCCCGUCUGCAGAUGCAGCUCCACUUACAAGGCCUGCAGCAGAACACCAACGCGCUGCGCAAACAGCUGUCGCAGCUACGCAACAUGCAGCUGGAGAACCAGGACUCAGUCUUGUCCCUGCUGAGGCAGACUGAGUCUGAGCUGAGCCUCAUGAUGCUGGACGCAAUGCGCACCCAGGAGGACCCGCUCCAGAGACAGCGCCUCCUGGUGGAGGAGGAGAGACUCAAGUACCUGAACCAGGAGGAGCUGCUCAUCCAGCAGCUGCACGACCUGGAGAAGUCGGUGGAGGAGCUGCAGAGGAACUCGUCGGUGAAUCACGGCCUGGUGACGGAGCAGGAUGUGGAGCAGAAGAGCAAAGAGCUGAGGAUGCUGGGAGAAACGCUCACUGAGCUCAAAAACCAGUUCCCCAGCCUGCAGAGUAAGAUGCGGGUGGUGCUGCGGGUGGAGGUGGAGGCCGUGAAGUUCCUGAAAGAGGAGCCCCACCGUCUGGACGCCCUGCUGAAGCGCUGCAACACCAUGACCGAUGCGCUCAGCACGCUCCGCAGUCUCUUGUAUCCCUCCUAUAUGUACAGACAAGUGACGGAGGGAGUGUGGAAGGGCCCCGAGGACCUCUCCAGCCAAUCACAGAAGAGAUCGGAGGACUCGAGUCGCGGCUCUGACCUGGACAUCCUGAACAGUCCUCCCCUCAGCCUCUCCGACCUGAGCUCCGGCGCCGGCCUGGCCAACUGGAUGCCCGUUUCCGCCGGCGACACUGACUCCUCGAACCCCGAGCAGGACGUCCAGACCUCCAUGAGCUUCAGGAACCGGGUCCUCGACGAGCUGCCGAGUCGGCGUCCCGGUGACAAGUCGGUGUCGGCCGAAGUCAGACUGGCAGCGGAGCGGGACUGGGAGGAGAAGCGAGCCAGCUUGACCCAGUUCAGCGCCCAGGACAUCAACCGCCUGCUGGAGGAGACCCAGGCCGAGCUGAUGAAGGCCAUCCCGGACCUCGACUUCGCCGCUCGCCACAUCAACAAGCCCGCCGUGCCCCAGCCCCAGAUCACCGUCCCAAUAACCUCCACUACGGCGGCUUCUCCCGCAGCGUUGACCACCGGGACCACGGCCGGCACCGCCUCCAACACCACGACCAGCGGGGACCAGCAGCCCGGCAAAGUGCAGAUGGCCGCCCAGAAGCUGAACAGCCUGGAGGGGCCGGGUUCACAUCGAGGGUCUGUGGAUCUCAACGUGGCUCGGUAUCGGACAGAGAAGCCCUCCAAGUCUCCGCCUCCUCCUCCACCUCGCCGAAGCUUCCCGUCGGCACACGGCAUCACCACCAACCGCACCGGAGAGGUCAUCGUCACCUCCAAGAACAUGAAGAUGGAGGAAGACGGCGACAUGCCUAAAACUCUGGUGAAGUUGAGGAGAACCCCCUGUGACAUCCCUCGACCGGCCUCCACCCCGCCUGUGAUCGCAGCAUCGGCCAUUCAAGACGACGACGACGACGAGGAGAAGAUCAUAGCUGAGCUGGAGAUAUUUCAGAGAACGCCGGUAAAAGAUUGUAGUAAACGGUUCAGCACCCAACCACAGGCCACGCCCACCCCUCCAUGCAUCUUUGGCUCCUUGGGCAGAAAGAACAGCAGUAACUCUCCGGGGCCGAUGAAGGGCCCCACCGUGGCGGCCCGCCUCAAACACCUUCAACAAGGCAGCCUGGAGAGGCCCAAGACCCGCAAGCAGAAAGAGGAUUUCCCCAAAGUCCAGGGCCAGCAGCAGGUAUUCCACUUCUAA